Messenger RNA from Dreissena polymorpha, 3561 nucleotides. RefSeq names its product leucine-rich repeat-containing protein 74B-like. The transcript has 13 exons. The record is from RefSeq and is a predicted model, not a curated record. Lineage: Eukaryota; Metazoa; Mollusca; Bivalvia; Myida; Dreissenidae. Gene Ontology annotation, molecular function: protein binding; calcium ion binding. The coding region runs from base 636 to 2414 and encodes 592 amino acids.
UCUCUGCAUUUAAACUAGUUGAGUAGCCUAUAAAACUGAAGAAACAUAGCAAUUUAUUGAUGUCUUUAUGCAAUGAAGUAGGAUUAACUGAAUGUUUCAAGUAGAUAAAUACCUAUAGAAUAGGCGAUACAAGUGAAUGGAUGUUACCACGUCCGCGUUUAAUAAAAGUAUUCAAAUCAAAAGUAAAAGGCUAUUAUGGGUGUGAUUUUUAACAAAAUGUGUGUAUGCGCCGUCACGUAGGGUUUAAAUGUAGGAUUAAAUAAAAAGGAAUUUUAGUGGAUGUGCAUUGAGCAAUGCAGGUUUUCAUUUAAAUUUGUCUAGCGACACACGUUAAUUGUUGCAAAUUCACAAAACACGUUCAAAGUCUAGUGUAUAGUAUGAAAAGAGGACAUAAUUAUAUUUUCAGAUCCAUUUAGAUCAAUUAAAAAUGUGAACGUCGGCGUUCCCGCCAUACGUGCAAACGACAUACGUUGUAGCUUAAUUGGUGUUUAAACUCUGGAUUUAUAUUUGUAAUACGAACAUAGAAGCAUUUAAAUUUUAGACGUUCCGCGUUAGCAAAAUCAGUGCAUGAAUUUCGGAUGUAUAUCUAGUAUCGUAUAUAUACGUGAUUGACGAUACUGCUGGACGUCUUAACCAUGGAGCAUCUGACGUCACGAACCGUGUUUCAUGAUAUCGAGCUGAAAUCUGGGGAACGUGACGAGUUCGAUGGGGCCGCCAUUUUGCCCGACUCGGAGUGGGAGGAGUCAGCGCACGUGACCCCUGAGCCUGACCUCGCCGUGCUGCACGUGGACUCGGACGAGGAGUGGGACACGGAUCUCGAAGAUGAAGGGAAGGCGCCGCCCCACAAAUACAUUUCGGAAGACCAGGCCCGGCAGGUCUACUUGGCGGCCUGUCGGCAGCUGGGGAUCGUUCCUGCGACCUGCUUUGUAAGGGGCAUCGACACGGACACUCUUAAUCUCAGCUACCAGGGACUCGGACCCCUAGGAACCCGUGCUGUGGCCACGGGAUUAGUGAUGGACAGAGUUUCUAGCCGGCUUCUACUCGCAGGCAACUUUAUAGGCACCGACGGUAUCCGACACGUCGGGGAGAUGCUGAAGGAAAACGAGUACCUGACCUACGUCGAUCUUUCUGAGAAUGACCUUGAAACGUACGCAGCAGAGGUAAUUGCCGGGGUGUUCAAAGAAAACGACAACAUCAUCGCAUUAAAACUAUCAGGCAAUCAAUUUAAAGACAAAGAUGCUGAACACUUCGCAGCUAUUCUGACAAUCGGGCCCGUCUUCAAAAAUGGUCAAUACACGGGUCUAAAAAAGCUGGACAUGUCGCACAACAAUUUCGGAGACAUCGGGGCUGAAAUCUUGGGCAAGGCAAUAGACAGCAAUGAGACGCUACAGGAGUUGAACCUGGCCUGGAAUCAGAUCCGGCGCUCGGGGAUCCACCACCUGGCCAAAGGACUCGCUGAGAACAACAGUUUACGCGUGUUCAAUCUCUCCGGUAACGGCGUGGACAACGCGGGGGCGGAGUGCCUGGGAAGGGCUCUCACCUCCAACCGCUACCUCACCGACCUCUCCCUCAAUUCAAACCGCAUCGGACUGGAGGGCGUGGCUAUGCUCUUCACGAGCAUCGGCAAGAACGAGGCACUCAAGAUUAUCCGGUUAACCAACAACCCGAUAACAAUACAGGGGCCCAUGGCAGCCCUGACUUUGAUACAGAAGAGCGAGACGUCUGUACUGGAGCAGAUUGAAAUAGCUGACGCAUGUGUACCGCGUGAAUUCUACGCAAUGUUGGAAGACGUCCAGCGCGCUCGUCCGCUGUUUACCGUUCAUAUUGGUGGCUUCAUGAACUCGCGCGACAUGUGCAAGGUGGCGGAAAAGAAAGCGCAGGAGGGCUGGGCAAAAGACCCCGUACUGGUCUUCGUCCACUUCAUAGAGAGCCGCAAUAUCAAGGUGCUCGACUUGUUUAAGCAGGUUGACACGGACAAGAGUUGUACGCUCUCGAAGCAGGAACUGGUGUCGUGUCUCGGCAAGUUGGAUUGUCCGCUGAAUGAGAAGCAAUUGUCCCAUCUCAUUGACGUGUUUGACGUCGACAACAGCGGCGAAAUAGACGUUGAAGAGUUUAUAGACGGAUUUGCCCGCCAUAAACGUCGAUUUUCUAAAUACGCUAACGGUUCGUCCGGAAGUCGCGGUUCGUCGGCCACUUCCGCGUCGUCGUCUCGUCCCCCCUCCCAGCCAGUGAAUACACCCGACUCGACCGUCAAGCGUUCUCGACUUAUGGAGGAGAAAUUACAUACAUUGCUUGUACCGGAAAACAAAAAUCUGUUGGACGUUCCGCUUCUCCGAACAAAUCCAGAAGUGACGUCAGAUGAACUACCAGGAAACUUCAUUUUACCUAUACCACGGGCCGCAACGGUGUCUUGAGGCACACUCUCGUCUAUGUGAUAUCAUUAAACGUGCAAGUUCCCUAUUCACAUGUAUACGCUCGUUUAAUGUUUUCGGAAAACUUCCUUUUCAGAUUGGCUGACAGUAUUUGUUUCGAAUUUGAAGUGUUGUGUUAAUGAAACACACACACGUUUUAGCAUUCGUUGAUUUAAGCAUCAUUAUUCAAAGAUACCGAUUGCUUUAUGCAGUACUGGUUUAAAGUGGGUAUGCACGAUUUAUAUAUGUGUUAAAUUAUAAUAUAUUGAUUAAAAUAUGUUACAAUAACACAAUAUAGGCAAGACAAAAAUAUACAUCGAAGACGAAUUUCAUAAAAUGCAGCGAAGACAAAUAAGCGCCCAAGCCGAUUGUGACGAAGAUAUUUAGUACAUAUUUUCCUACAAUGACCGAAGCAUUCGUCUUUUUAUUAGAAUCGGCGUAAGUGUUCGUGAGUAGUAUGAAUAGAUAUCGUUGCAGAAAAUUAAAAUGAUCCGUAAAACUUAAUUUAGAUUCAGAUCGUGCAUGCAUGAUAUACAUUCUGGCGAAUUCGUCUGUACAGACAUUUUCGAUUUCAGAAUUAAAUAUCUGGCUUUUUUUCGCAUUUUUCGACACAUGUUAUUCUUAACUUUUAUUUUAAUUUAUAUUGAAAUAUAUUUAUAAUAUUUGUUUACACAUUUUAUAUAAAUUCGUAAAUAUUUGACAAAAUCGUGCAUACCCACUUUAAGAGAAUGCUAUUAUUCGAUAUGGUUACUGAAUCAAUAUGCCAACACAAUAGCUAAUAAUAAGUGCCGGUUAUAACGAACGCAUUUUACAGAUUUUGUUUGUAAGAGUAAAAUGUAUGUGUGAAAUAUUGAUUAAACGACGUUCAGAUCGUUAUUUUACUGCAAAUAAUGUGCAGUUAAAACCACAUGUGUUGCCAUAUUGAUAACAUAACUUCGUAAAUAUGGUUCAGUUAAUUUUGACACAAUAUAAAAUUUUAUUAAAAUAUAAAUAUUAUAAUUGUAAAUUUAAAAGGUAUAUAUUUAUACAAUAACACUGUCGUUAUUUCGGCUGUCCGAUUAUAGACGUCCGACCCAGCCCUGUAGUAUAUUAGUUUUUGUUCAAUAUAAUCCUAUUUUGUACGUUUACUAAAAUGUAUCACGAAACCAUC